AUGGCCCACGAGAAAGAGCAGAUCCCGCUGUCUGACACCGAAGGAGGAGAGGAGCGGACAGCACGAGAGCACUUGUCGAAGACGCAUAUCACGCAUGACCAGAAUGCACCACGCUCAGAAUCUGCCUCUGCGAGAACGCUGGCACCAGAGGGCAACGGCAGCAACGGAGCGACGACCACUGGCGCUGCGCAGAGUCUACACCGCAAGCGCAGCCACGAAGAGAUAGACGCCGACUCGCAAGAAAGAUCGCAGCCUCCGCGACACCAUGCCAGGAAGAGGUCACGCGAUAGCACAGCGGAAGAAGACGAACUCAACAACGGUCAACGGAAGACCUCUGGCGAACGAGCACGAGACGGGAACGAGACAAUAGAGGCGGACCACGAGCAUGCACAAGUAAAUGGCGCUGCAAAGCCACCUCGAGCGACAACACCAGAUCGCCAUGAGCAAAAGCGGGCAGAAGACGCAGCAGAAGCUGUCGCGAGUCCGAAAACUAAGAGAAGUCGGCUGCACUCUACCACAGCAGAAGACAAAUACGUCGCGAUUGCUCAGGCAGCGAACGCGGAAAAGAUCGCCGAGUCAGCGGUGUCGGACUCGCAAGGAGAUGUCAAGGCUGAAGGCACAACGAAGAUACCUCCAACCAGUGGCUUCGCGAACGCCUCUGUAACAUCACCGUUCGGUUCGUUAUCAGGCAGCAAGUCCCCUAUCAAGUCUCCCGCUUCCGAGGCACAAACUUCAGCAAGCGCCUUCGCAUCCUCUGGCUUCGGUGCACUUUCAGGAUCUACGACUUCUGCAUUUGGCGCGAUUGGGAAGGAGUCUGGCGGGUUCGGCUCUGGCGGGAGUUUCGCAACAGGGGCGAAAAGCCCUUUGAACGCAAGCGACAACGCAAAGCCUCUGUCACCACCAUCAAGCACAUUCGGUGGGUCUCUCGCUCAGAAGUCUGCCUUUACGAGUACGGGAGACGGCGGAAGCGGCUUCGGGUCAGGUACUUCCGGCUUUGCGUCGCCAGGAACUGGGGGAUUUGGCGGCGGACUAGGAGGUACUGGGUUCAGCACCAUUGGAGGUGGAGGUCUAAGCUCAUUCGCGAGUGGUAAGACUCUCGCCCCACUUGGAGGUGCUACCACAUUGAAGCCCUUUGGUGCGGGUGCCGACCCCGAAGAAGAUGCCAAAGCUGGCGACGACGGAGACAAGACUGGAGCUAAGAGCCCGCUUGCUACCGAGAAGGACGAACAGCAUGAGCAAUUCUACGAGCAGGUCAUGACUACCGGCGAAGAAGAUGAGGUGACAGAAUUUACCUCCAGAGCUAAGCUCUACAACUUCGCGCCUAAUCCCGCCAAUAAUGACAAGAAAGAGUGGAGAGAAAGAGGCAUGGGUGUGCUACGUCUCAAUGUCAUGAAAGCAUUGUCGGAUGAUGAUCAGGACCAGAAGCCAACGGCACGUCUGCUAAUGCGAGCUGACGGCUCUCACCGCGUACUUCUGAACAGCCCGAUCAAGAAGGAACUCACUUUUGGUGCGCCGAAUGGUGGUAAGCCCACAGGUGGGUAUCUUUACUUCAUGGGUACGAUCGACGGCGGCUUGGAACUUUUGCAGCUGAAGCUCAAACAAGCCAACGCUCUCGACCUCUUCGAACACAUCGAAAGCCUGCAGAAAGAAAUGUAA
Molecule: messenger RNA, 1656 nt
Organism: Fulvia fulva
Lineage: Eukaryota; Fungi; Ascomycota; Dothideomycetes; Mycosphaerellales; Mycosphaerellaceae
Product: Nucleoporin NUP56
Exons: 2
Coding region: 1-1656 (551 amino acids)
Biological process (GO): intracellular transport
Cellular component (GO): cytoplasm; nuclear pore
Molecular function (GO): GTPase activator activity
Source: RefSeq, a predicted model, not a curated record